CUUCAGUCUGUGGUCUGUGCAGCACAUCGGCGCGUGAGUUUCAACGCCAGCGGCCAAGGCAGACAGGUGGAUAGAGUCUUCGCCCUUUUCCCCCUUCGAUCGUGAAGUCCUUUGAGGAUUUCUUCUCAAAACAACAAGACCGACGAUCCACAAGCCGAGUCCAGUCAAGCUCUGCAUUCGAAAUCUGGCAUGGAACAGAAGCCACAUGAAACACAUUCCUUUACAUUGAAAGUAAAUGGUGCGGCUGACUACCUGGUUACCUGCAAUAAAGCACAGACUGUCCUGAGCGCACUAGAGACAAACAAGAUAUUUGCAGAGAUGGCUAAAAGGAACCAAAAGAAAGAGCUCGUUAUUAUAAGAGGCAGGAGAGCUAUCAGCACACACUUCCCAUGCCAUCUUAUUGGGGAGGAAGAUCUCCUGGAGGUUAAGUACAUCAAUGCUGCAGUGCAGGGACAGGAGCCAGUUGACAGUCAGUCUAGUCUGGAGGAAGAGACCACACCAUGUGAGCCUCCUGGAUCUCCCUCUGAUGGUAACAAAGAUUCUCCAAAAGCGUCCACCUCAAGUGAGAUGCGAAAUACAGACAGGCCAGAGGAGAAAGCUAGUACCUCUCAGGCUCAGCUGUCUUGUCUCAUGAUAUCAAGUGCUGAAAACUCGCUAAAUUUACCACGUGCACCAGUUAAACAUGUGAAAAGUCGAGGAGUCACUGGGUCUUCAGUUAUCCAAACACCCCGUAAAGACUUUGGAAAGAAUGGGGAGACUUGCUUUUACAUGAAAACAGUCAAGGAACUGUCGAAGCGAAGUGACUCUGUUUGUCAGUUGAGAGUAAAUUACCAUCCAAUUGGGAGUGGUUUUCUCCUUUUUGAAAGGUACAUUCUAACAAAUGGCCACGUCAUUGCCGAGUGUUGCGACCAAAGUAGCUGGGAGCUGCAUAAAGAGAUUACCGUCACCUUCUCUUUUGAAAGUCUGGCCGAAAAAUACGAGGCAGAGUCAGUGAGAAAGGUUGUUGCCUUUCAAGAAUUUACUGAUGUUUCAGGCUACCGCCGUGAUUGGGCUUUGCUGGAGCUUUACCGUGACCAGCCAGGGCAUUUGGGAUUGUUAGAAUACUUUGAUUAUGUUCCUCCAUCAGGGGCUAUCUGUAUCAUUGGGUACCCCGGGGAAGGAGUAAAAAAGAUGGACCCAUGCUAUGUUGUUCCAUAUGCUCUCCGAGCUGAUGUUAUAAAGAAUAAGUGUCAGCAGGUAUACGGGUCACGUUUCACUGAAAGAUUAUUUGAUUUCGACGAGGAACUUCGAAAAUUAAGGGACAAUAAGAAGCUUUUGCUUUAUGAAACAUGUUUUUAUGAGGGGGCAUCCGGCUCACCUGUUUUUGAUAAGGACGGCAAUGUCAUUGCAAUACAUUCAGGAGGUUAUUCCAGAGAUGGCAAAAACAAAAAAAAUAUUAGGAUCAUUGAAUAUGCCCAUCCUUUGUCUCUGAUCAUUGAACAAAUUAUUUUCCACUUACUGGAAAGACGUAAUUAUGAUGUGUUGAAGAAAUUCCUCUGUUGCUUUCCUCAAUAUUCUCCCCAAUCGGGGAGAAUGGCAAAGAAUUUGAGGAAUAUGCUGCAAGGCAGGACUCUCAAAAUCUUAAUGGAUGCUGAUAAUCCAAUGAUCAGAGAGGAUGAGAUUUUGCAGCGUUUCUUUCAAUUCAUCUGUCAACCAGAGGAAGCUACAUCCAUGGAUAUUGAGUAG
Molecule: messenger RNA, 1725 nt
Organism: Lampris incognitus (smalleye Pacific opah)
Lineage: Eukaryota; Metazoa; Chordata; Actinopteri; Lampriformes; Lampridae
Product: serine protease FAM111A-like
Exons: 5
Coding region: 190-1725 (511 amino acids)
Source: RefSeq, a predicted model, not a curated record